Myodes glareolus (Bank vole) is the source of this 1027-nucleotide messenger RNA. RefSeq names its product fas apoptotic inhibitory molecule 1. NCBI's taxonomy places the organism in Eukaryota, Metazoa, Chordata, Mammalia, Rodentia, Cricetidae. The record is from RefSeq and is a predicted model, not a curated record. Gene Ontology annotation, biological process: negative regulation of extrinsic apoptotic signaling pathway via death domain receptors.
UCGAGCAGUGGGCGGGUGUCUCGGUGAGCCCGGAAGGCAAUAGGAGGCUGGGACCCCGGCAUGUGGAUGCGGGAGCCGGGUGGGCUCGUCCGCGGGAGCUAGCGGCUGACUGCGCAGCGGGAUCAGGAGCCCGUGGCCGGGCGCCGGGCAGCCCUCUUUAUAGCCUGGAAAAAAUGGCAGACCUCGUAGCUGUGUGGGACGUUGCAUUAAGUGAUGGAGUCCACAAGAUAGAAUUUGAGCAUGGGACCACAUCUGGCAAACGAGUUGUGUACGUGGAUGGGAAGGAAGAAAUAAGAAAAGAGUGGAUGUUCAAAUUGGUGGGCAAAGAAACCUUCUGCGUUGGAGCUGCAAAAACCAAAGCCACCAUAAAUAUAGAUGCUGUCAGUGGUUUUGCAUAUGAGUACACUCUGGAGAUCGAUGGGAAAAGCCUUAAGAAGUACAUGGAGAACAGAUCAAAGACCACCAACACCUGGGUGCUGCACUUGGACGGCGAGGACUGGAGAGUGGUUCUGGAGAAAGAUACUAUGGAUGUAUGGUGCAAUGGCCAAAAAAUGGAGACAGCAGGCGAGUUUGUAGACGAUGGGACUGAAACACACUUCAGUGUUGGGAACCACGACUGUUACAUAAAAGCCGUCAGCAGCGGGAAGAGAAGAGAAGGGAUUAUCCAUACACUCAUUGUGGACAACAGGGAGAUCCCAGAGGUCUCUCAGUGACUGCUUCCUAAUGAGUUCUGGGCUGAAGAGGUGACAUCAGGUCUUGCUAAUGACUGUGGUAAUUAAGUGUGUUCACGCUGUACAUAUUGGUAGAUUUAAUCUGCAAUGUUUUUAUUUUUAUCUUUUGUUACUUGAAACUGUAAUAUUCCAAUGGUCAAGAAAAAUGGAAUCAUAAAAAUUUAUUUUUUAACUACUGUGUUUCUAAUUCAAAUGGAAAAUAAAAUAUGGACCAAAACCACUAACAUCUCACCACAGUAACCUUGACUACAGUAAACACUGUAAAAUAAAAAUGGUGCUGCUGGCUGUGUCCGACA